AUGGCAGGUUCUUCUUCUACCUCGUGCUCUCUGCUGCUGGUGGUUGCGGCGGCGAUGCUGAUGUCGUUGCUCUACGCCGCCAACGCCGGCUCGUCGCGCCAACUGACUGCCGGUUUUAGCCGUGUCAUGCUGAACGAGUCACAGUUCGUGGUGCAGAAGCCUUACGACCUGCCGCUCAACGAGCGGUACGACCCGUGCGGCGGCGUCCGGCGCUUCUGGGUCUUCGCCACCGACAAGCCCAUCAGCGCCACCCGUCCUGGCUACCCGCGCACUGAGAUCAAAGUCGACGUACGUCGCCUCUCCACGGCAAGACUAGCUAGCUUCUCGACCAUUCCAGGUCCUUUUCCCUGUACUAACUCUGCACGUGUUGAUCAUCAUCAGAAGGUGUACAGCUCCGGGGUGUGGCAGUUCGAGGGCGACGUGUACGUGCCGUGGGGCACGUCGGGUGCGUCGGUGAUGCAGAUCUUCGGCGCGGCGCCGCCGCACGCGUCGACGGUGAUGCUGCCCGUCUACGACGGCCAGCUUACCUACUACCACAACCUGACCAGGGUGGUUGCAGACCGCGUGUACGACCGGUGGAUCCGUCUCAACGUGGUGCAUGACGUCGCCGCCGGGAACGUCACCGUGUACGUCGACGGCGAGAGGAGGCUGGAAGUCCCGGGCCACGGCGGGACGGAGCACUACUUCAAGUUCGGCGUGUACACGCAGGGGCUUCACAACCAUUCGCACCGCAUGGAGGCGCACUGGAAGAACGUCGCCAUCUACACCAAGCCGUAUGCGUGA
Messenger RNA from Miscanthus lutarioriparius, 783 nucleotides. The record is from the annotation of a GenBank genome assembly. NCBI's taxonomy places the organism in Eukaryota, Viridiplantae, Streptophyta, Magnoliopsida, Poales, Poaceae.